Messenger RNA from Euleptes europaea (tarantolino), 2679 nucleotides. It is a transcript of the gene PKP2, whose product is annotated as plakophilin 2. Bases 1 to 2469 code for a protein of 822 amino acids. The transcript has 13 exons. Gene Ontology annotation, cellular component: nucleus; cytoplasm; plasma membrane. The record is from RefSeq and is a predicted model, not a curated record. Gene Ontology annotation, molecular function: molecular adaptor activity; intermediate filament binding; protein kinase C binding. Gene Ontology annotation, biological process: cell-cell junction assembly; intermediate filament bundle assembly; desmosome organization. Lineage: Eukaryota; Metazoa; Chordata; Lepidosauria; Squamata; Sphaerodactylidae.
AUGCAGGCAGCCCCGCUGGGCGGCUCGGAGGCCGGCUACAUCCGCACCGUCUCGGGCCAGCAGAUCCUGGGCCAGCUGGACGCCUCCAGCCUCGCCUUGCCCGCCACGCUGCGCGGCGGCCGCGCCCCGGCGCAGAAGUCCCUCCGCCUCCAGCGGCAGGUCCAGCAGACCCUGGCCCGCAAGAGCAGGGGCGCCGCGGGCAACGGGAGCCUGCAUCGUACCGCAAGCGUUCCAGAAUAUGUGCAUCAUCUCGAUACGGUUGAAACGGACUUUGCUUCACGACCUACUGUUAGAACUUUGUAUUAUCAGUCUCAUCAGAAAAACUCCCCAGUUACUUAUGAAAAUGGCUGGGGUCCUCGAAGUGUGCAGUACAAUUCAUACAAGUCCAUGGAAGAGAGGUCUCAAAGGCAGCCCCUGAAGAGACUAGAGGUUUCUCCUGAUGGUCCCGACAAGUUGGCUUAUCUACAGAAUGGCCUGCAGUACAGCAGAGGUCUCAGUCUACGGCCUGGAGAAAGCUGGAGAUCCAGUAUUGUGCCACCGAGAUAUGCUCGCUCUGAGGCUGGUGGCUAUGGUAGCUCCAGCCUUUUACAUAGAGGGAGCGGCUUCCAAAGGCAUUUCUAUGUGGGGCCUGCCCAUGAGACCAUGGUCGACAGUGUCCCUACCAGCCCAAGAGUGCCAGUCUAUCAGCAAAUUAGGAAUAGUCGUAGCAUGACCAACCUUUUGGAUAAAGAGAGCUACCAGAAUUCUGAUGCUGCUGUGGGACAAGUCAGGUCACCCAUGACUUCCCAAAUGGGAUCUCAAUACAGGCAGUCGAUGAGGUCCAGUUGGCAUCAGAGUACCUUCCAGACACAGGGCCAGAGGGAGGCCUCUCAGCGAGGUUCAGUCACCAGUGCUACAGCUGAGACGGGUGGGAAGAGGAUAACAGCAGCUAUGGCAGCCGUAUCAGGAAGUGGUCUCUUAGAGCAAGAAAGAGUAGCCACCACCAGCAGGUCUCAACUUGGGAGUCCAGAAGAGGAGAUGACUCUGGAGCUUGCUGUACGUAUACUGCAAACUGAGAAGGCCUCAUCCCCUCGAGUCCUUACAGCUAUUGUUUUUAUACAGCAUGAGAGCUUCCAGAGAGCAGAUGCCAGGAGGAAAGUUUAUUUGCUGCAAGGUAUUCCCAAGCUCCUUGAAGUUCUCAAUGUGCAAAAUGAGGAAAUUCAGAGGGUGGCCUGUGGUGCUUUGAGGAACCUGGUGUAUGAAGACAAUGACAACAAGCUGGAAGUGUCAGAGCAGAAAGGAAUCUCGAUCUUAUUGAGGUUAUUGCGGCAAACAGGAGAUGUGGAGACAAAAAAGCAAAUUACAGGUUUGAUGUGGAACCUGUCUUCCAAUGACCAGCUGAAGAACUUGUUGAUCCGAGAUGCCCUGCAGCCUUUGACCGACACGGUUCUCAUCCCUUACUCAGGCUGGCCGGAAAGAGACUAUCCCAAAUCGAGUGUUGUACCUGACCCUGAUAUUUUCUACAAUGCUACAGGCUGCCUGAGAAACAUGAGCUCUGCUGGUCCUGAAGGAAGGAAAAAGAUGAGAGAAUGUAAUGGGCUGAUUGAUUCUUUGGUUUAUUACAUACAAGGAACAACUGCAGACCAUCAGCCUGAUGACAAGGCCACAGAGAAUUGUGCGUGCAUUCUUCAUAAUCUCUCCUACCAAUUAGAGUCUGAGCUCCCAAGCAGUUAUACCCAAAAUAUCUAUACACCAAGAAGAGACACUUCCCCCAACAACAAUAGCAUUGGAUGUUUUGGAUCAAGGAGCAGGAAAGCAAAGCAGAACCAGCAGGACCUGCCAUUGCCAGAGGAAAAAAGCAACCCCCUUGGCAUUGAAAAACUCUGGCACUCCACACUGAUAAGGAUAUAUCUGUCCUUAAUAGCAAAAAGCACAAGGAACUUUACCUGGGAAGCAUCAUUGGGAGCGCUCCAAAAUCUCACAGCAGGCAACGGACCAAUGCCAUUUGCGGUAGCCCAAAUCAUUGUUCAGAAGGCCAACGGCCUCCCAAGUAUUCAAAGCAUGCUUCAUGUGAGCAAUCCAAGCGUCAGGAAAACAGCGGUCUCCCUGAUCAGGAAUUUGUCUCGUAACACCUCGCUACGGAAUGAGAUAGCAAGGGGAGUCUUGUCCGAUUUGGUCGCCAUACUUCCAGAUUUUGUCUCACAUUCUGACAUUGCCAGUGAGACCACCGCUUCGGCCUGCUAUGCGUUAUACAACCUAACUCAGAACAGCUCCCAGAAUGCUCGGCUUCUCCUGAACUCCGAUGAUGGCAUCUCAAAGGUUAUGAACAUCAGCACAAGUGAGAGCAAAGCCGGUAGAGCUGCUUCCAUCCUCUUGUAUUCUUUAUGGUCUCACGUUGAUCUCCACGGUGCCUACAAAAAGGCUGGCUUUAAAAAGACUGAUUUUAUCAAUAACCGGACAUUGAGAGCCUACAAUUCACUCAAAGACUGAAAAAGAGGCAACAAAAGCCCCAGGAGAAUGAUGAAACCAUUUGGAAAUUUGGGCAGCCAUCUUUGGUGCAUCAACCCACCAGCAAGAAUUUCGGAGCACCUUCCAGAGGAGGCUGAUUUUAUACUUUCAAUGCAUGAUGAGAAGAAAAUGUGCCCCCUCCAAUGUUAUCUGCCUUAUACCAUGGUUUUGUAGCCAGUGUCAACUCAGGAC